Molecule: messenger RNA, 1392 nt
Organism: Rhinocladiella mackenziei CBS 650.93
Lineage: Eukaryota; Fungi; Ascomycota; Eurotiomycetes; Chaetothyriales; Herpotrichiellaceae
Exons: 5
Coding region: 1-1392 (463 amino acids)
Molecular function (GO): ATP binding
Source: RefSeq, a predicted model, not a curated record
AUGGCAUCCAAGUUCGUGGUUAAUGCGGCCUUUGAGGCUCGUCUACUCCUUCGGCCACCUCGACAGCGCGGUAUUUCACCUCGGACCGUCCUCCAACUUGAAUACCCUACGCUACAGACUCUCGGCUCCAGAUCAUACUCAGACUCGACCUCUCUAAAAUCUGCUGGAUCCCCUGAAGGCUCUCAAUCUUCUGGGCCUAAGGAUAAGAAAUGGUUCUCGUCUGAGACCUGGGAUAAGGUCAGGGGCUGGGGUAAAGCUUUGGGCCUAGGCGCAAUUGGUAUUACUUUCACAGGAUAUGUCACCCAGGAGAUGUGGAAAAAUUGGUACGAAGGAUUUCAGAGACGUGCACACGAAUCUACACGCGAAUCUGCAAUCUACGAUCAGCUCAAAAAGGGACCGAUAUUUCGGCGGGCGAUUAAAUACACUAUCCCACGCAAGGGCCUUGUGGAGGAAAUAAAAGAUAUCGUCACACCAACGGAGGAAGAUCGUCUUUACUCCCUUAUUAUCGGAGAGCACGGAACCGGAAAGACAAGCCUGAUCAAGCUCGUCGUGAAUGGUAUGGACGAGCCUAAGGGUGUCGUAUAUGUCCGUAUCCCGAAUCGAUGCAGCUUAGAAGUCGAUGUUGCCAGGGCGAUGCAAAAGUCUUUGGGUUGGGGCCUAGAUCCGUUGAUCGAUCCCAGCGAACCGGCAACUUUAGAAGAAGUUUUGCAGACUUUUUCCCGUCUCACUACCAAGUACAAGCAGGAGUAUGGGAGAGCACCGGUCUUGAUAGUCGACAAUGCGAACCGACUCGCCCAGAAGCUGCCGGAGCUUCUUGACCUAUUCCAGGACUAUGCGAAGGACGCUGCUGAUGAGGGAACAGCUGUCGUUGUGUAUGUGUCAAGUGAAGGCUGGGUACCACGUCGCAUGAUGGGGAGAAGUUCAUGGUCGAGAAGAGGGGAAAUCAUCGAAAUUGGUGAUGUGAGCAAAGAGGAAGCUCUACACUACCUCAGACUCCGGAACAUCGAUGGGGAGCAGGCAGCGCAAAUUUAUCACCUUGUUGGUGGCCGCAUGAUACACCUCAAGUUCAUCGCAGACAAGCUUGAGAGAAACAGCUUAUUUGAAGAUACCCGCCAGAUGAUGCUCAACGACGCCAAAGGACAACUCUUGGAUGCUGAAGUUCUUCCUAAACGUCGUUAUCACAAGGAGGGAGCGGUAAUUAUGCGUGAGCUUUUAAAAAAGGGAUCCAUCUCGUGGGACGCUUUCUAUGAUCUAGUCGACGCCGACGCCGGCGAUAAGUUGUUGGAAGCAAACAUAUUUGCAUUCCACUUGAAUUCUCAAGAAAUCACCUUUCAGUCGACGGUGAUGAAACGGUUUUGCGAGGAAAAUUCGGCUCUCUGGCAAGGAAAUUAA